CACACCUCUGGAAGUUUUGUAUCGUCGCGGGUUUGUUCAUAUCAAGGAUGGCCGUGCAAACGGAGAGAGGAAUCCCGCUCAGUGCGCUUAAUCCAAAGUUCCUUCACACCAACUCCACCAGCCACACCUGGCCCUUCAGUGCUAUUGCUGAGCUGAUAGACAAUGCUUACGACCCAGAUGUGAGUGCCAAACAGUUCUGGAUUGAUAAGACAGCAAUCAGAGGUCAUGACUGUCUAAUUUUCAUGGAUAAUGGAGCAGGAAUGGGUUACGAUAAGAUGUACAAGAUGCUCAGUUUUGGUUUCAGUGACAAGGAGACUAUAAAUGGCCAUGUCCCUGUGGGCCUCUAUGGCAAUGGAUUUAAGUCUGGAUCCAUGCGCUUGGGGAAGGACGCCAUCGUGUUUUCCAAGAAUGGAGAGUCCAUGUGUGUGGGCCUUCUGUCCCAGACGUAUCUUCAGGAGAUACAUGCAGAGAAUGUCAUUGUACCCAUUGUGCAAUUCAAACGCGUCGGACAGUCAUUCGAACCCGAGUCACAACACAAAGCAAGUCUUCAGGAUAUCCUGUGCUACUCCCUGUUCCAGAAAGAGUCAGAGCUGCUCUGUGAGCUCAAUGCCAUCAGUGCACACUAUAACACAGAGUCCACAGGAACACGAAUCAUUAUCUGGAACCUCCGCAAAACAUCCACAGGCAAAUCUGAGUUUGACUUUGACACAGACCGCUAUGACAUCCAGAUUCCAUCUGAAGUAUAUGAGAGUGAAAAGGAGAAAUACAAGCAACCGUGUCGCUCAUUUCAGUCAAGCCCAGAGAGCGACUUCUCCCUGCAGGCGUACUGUAGCAUCCUCUACUUGAAGCCCAAAAUGCAGAUUAUCAUUCGUGGACAGAAAGUGAAAACCCAGCUCAUCUCUAAAAGCCUGGCAUACAUUGCAAAGGAUAGAUACAAACCCAACUUUCUAAAUAGAGAAAGCAUUCCUAUCACAUUCGGCUACAACACCAAGAGCAAAGAACAUUACGGAGUCAUGAUGUACCAUAAAAACAGGCUCAUCAAAGCCUAUGAACGUGUUGGAUGUCAAAACAAGGCAAAUGAAAAAGGAGUGGGAGUCAUUGCGGUGAUUGAGUGCAACUUCCUCAAGCCAACUCACAACAAGCAGGACUUUGACUACACAGAAGAGUACAGGAGAACUAUGCAAACUUUGGGUGUGAAACUAGAAGAGUAUUGGAAAGCGAUCCGUCAUAAGAAGGGAUCAAACCCUAGUACAGUACCUAUGGAGGAUAUCCCGAAGCGUCCUGAUCAGAACUGGGUUCAGUGUGAUGAGUGUCUGAAAUGGAGAAAACUUCCAGAUGGCAUCGACAUGAAUAAGCUCCCUGAGAAAUGGUUCUGUCGAUUUAAUCCAGACCCCCAGUUCAGGCGAUGUGAAGAACCAGAAGAAGCAGAAGAUUCUGAAGAUGAAACUUCAGAGUGCCUAAAAAAAUACAAACAGCAUGAAAGAAACCUCAAAAAACAGCAGGAACAGCAAAGAACUCAGAUGGAAGAAACCAGGUUGAGGCAGGAACAGCAGAGAAAUGCAAAACUGCUUCAACAGAAUGUGGCUCUGAAAAUGAAAGUUGACCUUGUGCGUCAUCUCUAUGAGAAAUCCCCUUCCUCACCCAGAUCACCUACGACCGCUUUGACACCGAUGAGCCCUUUCAGUGCAGUUCCCCUUUCACAGUCUGCUUCUAGCCCCUCGGAUAGCAUGCCAGUGAUUUCAAAUGUCAUGUCCCUCUCCACUCCUAAAAGAGCAAAGAGAAGUCUAGGUUUGUCCCAGAGCCAAACUGCAAAAAGAGCAAGAAUAUUACAUGACUACAGUAGCAACACAGCAGACAGUCCAUCAACAUCCGCAGCUACAUCAGAUGUCUUAGCCUCCUCACCUUUGGGGUUCACAGACAAUGAUGGCAAUAAUGUUGAUGAAAACAAUGUAGAGAAUAGUGACGACGAUGACGUUGUUAUUGAUGAGACACACAGCACGCCAAGACCCAAAGCCUUUGACCUUUCUAAGGUGAAGAUGGAAGAAAAGACCAGCGAUGAUGCACCAGGAUUAUAUAUGGAGUGCAGUGAUCAAGCUGAAACUGAAAACACGGGAAAGGAAGCAGUGGAACCAUCGACUUCUACUGGCCAAACAAGCAUUACAACUCAAACAGAACGUUUGAUUGUAAAGGCGGAGGAAGACGAGCAAGCUGAGAUCAAGAAGGAGAAGAUUGAGAAUGAUGCGAGAGGGAUGGAACGGAGCACUGCUGAUGUGGGAAGCGGCACAGAAAUCAAAACCCCCAUGGAGGUUAAAAGAUGUACUAGCGUAGAAACGUCCAGACCAAAUCUUGAAAAACUAGAGGAGAUAUCUAAGGAGAAUAAGAUCAGUUUUGAGCAACAUGCAAAGUCAGAUGUAGAAAACCAGGAAGAUAUGGCAUCAACUUCCAAGACCCCACAUUUCUCUGACAUAGAAAUAGACCUGAUGCCAGCCCAUGAAGCGCAGAAGCAGCAGGAUAACCUGCUCGAUCUCCUGGAGGCCACAGCCCAGGAGAGAGAUGAAUUGAAAGAGCAAGUUCAACAGAAAGAAUUCAAACUGUUGGAACUCACCAUAAAGAAAGACUGCAGCCAUCAGAGCAUCCAGACAGAUCCAUCAGAGGAACAGCACUAUAAGGCUCUCUACUUAAAGGCCACACAGUCCAACAACAAGCUUAUGCAAGAGAGGGAUGAGCUAAAAGUGAAACUGGAGGAGUUGAAAAUUAAAGCUGAGAAAGAGGCACAGGACAAGGUGUGUCAAGACCGGUCGAAAGCUGAGGGGGAGGGACACUCAUCAACAGCAACUGGUUGUGAAAAUGUAGAUGAUGAAACGGCUCUUCAAGUGGACUUUCUUCUAAGGGAGAUAGAUAAUCGCAACACCGAAUGUCAAGAACUGAGAAGCAAGUUGGAGAGCUUGGAGCAGGAGAAAGCUAACUGCGAACAGCUGCAGAAGGAAGUAGAAGAGCUGAGGAAACAAAAAGAGGAGUGGAGCAAUGCAAGAGAGCAAGAGACUCUGCAGGACAUUGACACCAGUUCACAACAAACAUGCAGCAGAGGCACAGCUACAAACCUUGUGAAUGGGAUCAAAAAUGAAGGAGAGGGUCAGAACACAGUGACACCAACAAAGUUGAGGGAGCUGAGGUGCAGCAUUGCCCGUUUAUUGGUCACUUUCGUUCCUGCCCUGGACCUCGACCAAGUGAACUAUGACUGUGAGGUCAUAGAUGAGAUUUUAAAUCAGGUCAUACAGGAGAUUUCGCCCUCUGAGACCACUUUUACUUAAAGCCAGCUUUAGGUUAUUGUUCUGUGCAUGGAGACAAAACGUUCAAAUUUUAUUGCACUCUUAAUAGAUACUAUUAAAUUGUUAAGUUUUAUUUAUUUUCAUGUUUUCCCUUGCUGUUCUUUGGGCAAGUUUUACAUCCUUUUAUACAUUCUUCUUCUUUUGGUUAUUGGAAUAGAAUUGUUGUUUCAAGAAUAACACUUCACCUUUCUGUCACAAAAACUUAAGCUUAUUAAGCUUACAAAUGUUGUUUAAGUUUUCUGUAAUUUUUCAGAUACGCAAUUGGGUGUAUUUCUGAUACACAAUGGUUCUAAUAUACACAAUAGUGAGUGGAUAACAGUUGUAAUAAAUGCUACUCAAAUUGUGUACAGGCAGUUCUGUGUAUAAAAUUGUACAUAAUGCUGUUUUUGAAAAAGUUUAAUUAUAAAAUAAAUUUUAUAUUUGUUUGAU
Molecule: messenger RNA, 3758 nt
Organism: Labeo rohita (rohu)
Lineage: Eukaryota; Metazoa; Chordata; Actinopteri; Cypriniformes; Cyprinidae
Gene: morc3a
Product: MORC family CW-type zinc finger 3a
Exons: 19
Coding region: 48-3311 (1087 amino acids)
Cellular component (GO): nucleus; PML body
Molecular function (GO): zinc ion binding; ATP hydrolysis activity
Source: RefSeq, a predicted model, not a curated record